Messenger RNA from Dreissena polymorpha, 4619 nucleotides. RefSeq lists its product as uncharacterized. The coding region runs from base 181 to 1068 and encodes 295 amino acids. The record is from RefSeq and is a predicted model, not a curated record. NCBI's taxonomy places the organism in Eukaryota, Metazoa, Mollusca, Bivalvia, Myida, Dreissenidae. The transcript is spliced from 3 exons.
CACACAUUGUGAUGUUUGAGAAGAAAGAAAAUUUGUCAAUGAAACAACAUGCAUGCCUAAAAUUCUGCUCUGUGCGCGGGUGUAACCCAUGGAUUUGUCUAUUAAAUAUCUAUAUAACACGGAGUAGAUGGGGAGCAAAGAAAUUCGGAUUAUAAAAUAGAUUCUGAGGCUCAAGAUCUCAUGCAAUUAUCACUUUCCACACACGGAUUUUUGCCGGUGAGCGGUCAGUCAUUUCGACCUGUAACAAAUUGGUGCUACCGCGCUGCGCAAAUCGGCUUCAAUUUUGGUGGAUUUAAACUGCCAUUUGGAAUGACCACCGAUAUGUUGAAAUUACUGACCAAGAAGUUAAAAUCACAGAGUCUGAGCGAAGGAAGUGACCCCUACCAACACGAGGACGCUGACGAUGAAGAACGAGACUCCGGCACAGAAUCCGAUGAAAACUUUGAUGAUGAUCUCUAUGGCUCUCACACCAGUCUCGAUGAUUUGCCACACAAAAACAACCACAACAGUAACAACAACAACACAAGCAACACAGACCGCAUUGGCGACAAAACACAAGAUCUUGACUUGCCUGGGGCAAAAACCCACGAGAUCAGCGAGCACAACUUUGACACGGUCAGCUGCACCUCUGAUUACGAGCGGCACAGUUUAGAUUUUGAUCGCCACAGUUCGGAAGACGAACUCGUGAACAUUAACAAAGAGAAUGUUAGGGAGAAGCGCAAGUGGUCAGACAUGAAUUUUUGCGGAUACUGUGAUAGCGAAGAUUCGUCAGACGACGAAGUGAAAGAAUUUCUGCUAAAUUCUCAACCAGUCUUGUUAAGUGCAAGUCCACCAAAAGGUGUUCAGAAAGUUAAAGUGUAUUCAAAAUCGGCAGGCCAGACACAAAGACGGGUUUUGGCGGGAAUGGCCCCAAUUACAGUGACCACCAUGUCUCCACGGAAACGGCACAGGCUGAAUAAGUCCUCGGACAAAAAAUCGGACGAUGCGUAUGACUCUGAUUCAGGCCCUGUCACACAAAGGCCGUGUCUGGAUUUUGAAAAAAUGCAGCAAGUGCAAGCUUUUGUGUGAUCAUGAAUCUUGUGUUCAAAAUGUGGAAAAAAAUGACAGGUAGGGACAGUUUCUGCAGGGCUAUGUUAACAUUCUUAGGGACAGAAAUAUUUCUCUCUACAGUAGGAGAAAGUAGAGAAUUAUUCAGGGCGGAAUAGUGCUAGGGCAAAUUGGAAUGGACGUUUUUAUUAAAAUUGGACAUGAUUUAUUUUUUCAUUUUGUAUCUGACUUGACCAACCUUUCCAUUAAUCAUUUUGCUUUACUGCUUUUUGUGAUUAUAUUAACCCUUCCUGUGCGGCGACCGGAUUUAUCCGGUCAGGCAAUUCUUAACCCGGCUCAUGCGGCAACCGGAUAAAUCCGUCAAAUCAUACAAUUUCCCAUACUCCAUUUAAUAAUCCUCCUCCUAGAUAAUCCAAUGUUGUCAUCAACAUUCUUAAACAUAAUCCAUUUCCUAAGUCUUUUCUCCAAUAUCUUUUAAUAUCCUUGUAAUUGUUAUUUGUAUAUUUCUUGCAACAAAAUAAAUCGUUUGUUGUGGUUUACAUGUAACAAUUUUUCCGCCAUUUCGAACAAAAACAACAACUGGAAGUGGAUUGCUUAAUCUUUAAAUUAAUUAAUAAAUUAGAAUGUCAUGCUAUAUGUAUUAUAUAAUUUAAAAUAUAAAUAGUUUUUCUAUUUAAUUUUGGUGACAAAAGUACAAAUGAUAUGUGGAUGUAUAUGUAGAUUUCCCGUUAGAAAAAAGAUUGAAACUGACAAUUUAAAGUGUUAUAAAGAUGAUUUAAACACAAAAAACCUGGUUUUUAUCUUUGUUUCUAUGGUAACCAUGGUAACCGAUCAAUCAAAUGUGUAUACGGUAUGAUUAUCGUCAAACAAAAUGUGUGACCAGUUCACGUGGAAAAUUGUGUAUUAAUUGGACCGUUAAAACCAAUGUAACAUGUAAUGCAAGUGAAGUAGGUACAUUUAGCAUAAUCAGGCCUAAACAAGUCAGCAAUGGGAUAUAUAACCUCAUAAAACAAUUCAGCACAGGAAGGGUUAAGACAUGCAUAUCUGAUUAUCGUCUACGCAUUUGUGACUUCAGGAAUAAAUCAUACUCUAAUGGAAGAAAUUUUGUGUGUGAAGUUAAUGCUUCAAAUUUUGUAAAUGUAGUUGAUACAUGUUAGAUCUAUAUCUUGCGUUUUUUUAUGCUUUGAAUUUCCUUCGUUGCAACAUGGAAUGUUUUAGUAUCGUGAAAGUUGAAUGUUUUGUGCUGAAAUAUUGAACUCCCCUGCUUGUGAUAAACCGUUGCAGUCCACAUACCAAAAGAAGAGCAUUAAUUUUAGGUUUCAUGAGCACUAGAAGGUCAAUUUUUACAAACCUGACUCCUCGGGAAAUCCUAUUCUGCCAAAGUGGUGUUUAUUUUUAUAGGGUUGACCCUAUAAGUAUUGUACCUGCUUUAGACUGCUAAACACUUUUAAGUCGUGUACAUUAGAUACAAAAGUAUGCUUUCAGCCUUCUACAUUUGAUCUCUUUUGUCAGAGGUAGCAAGCUUUAUGAUAAGUUUGCUAUUUUAUAUUCUGAGGAAAUCAAAAGUUAAGAUUCUUUGAAAUUUGAUUUCUCUUUGGUAUGUGGGCUAGAUUGAUCUGUGAAUUUGAGAAUUAUCUACCUCAAAAGAAUUCAAACAAAGGGGACUAAUAUUACAUGAAAAUUGUUUUACUUUAAGUGUGUCUGAACAAAAUAUGUUCAUGUGUGUUUGACUGACCGUAGGUCUUUCCAAGUUGUUUAAAACUGCGUGCUGUGGAUGGACGUUAGUAUCUAUGGCAAUGUCAACAUCUUUGGGUAAAUGGUGCCAUCCAGUUGCUAAUAUUACCACCAUUUUUAUUUGAAAUAUUACCUUUCCAUCAUUCUAUUAUCAUAUUAUUGUUAUCUCAUGUCCACACCAAUAUAUUAUUUAGCACCAUUUCGCAGUUUUCAUUUCGUACAAUGUAUCUAAUUGUGAAUUGUUUGGUACUUUUUAAAUAACUUGUUGUGGUUAUUUGAUAUUCAUACGUAUGUAGUUAAGAAUCAGUCAUGUUUUUCUCUAGUUAUAGCAUACAACAUUUUGAAGUAGUUUCCCAUGAUAUAUUGUUUCCCAAUUUUCACUCACAAUCUCUAGUCUUACUUAAAGGGGCCUUUUCACAGAUUUUGGCAUUUUUUUAACUUAUUCAUUAAAUGGUUAAUAUUGAUAAAUGUAAACAUUGGAUCGUAAAAGAUCCAGUAAAAAAUCAAGAAAAAAUUUAAAAAAAGGAAAAGAACAUUGCCCGGAGCAGGUUUCGAACCAGUGACCCCUGGAGUCCUGCCAGAGUCCUGAAGUAAAAACGCUUUAGCCUACUGAGCUAUUCCGCCGAGUACACAUUCGUGACGUAAUUUUUACCUUAUAUAAGCAAUCUUCGUAGUUUCACAAAAUUUAACGACAAAAACAGAACUCUCCAAAUUAUUCAAUCGUUUCGUGUUGCAACGCUUUAUAUUUUUUAGGUUUUAAAAUCGUCAAAAGAUGCAUAUAAUGGCUAUAUUAGAGCAUGGUUAAUGUUCAGUAUUACUGUUUCCUCACAAAUAUCAUAACUAAAACGAAAACUUACGAAUCUGAAACAACUUUUUUCCAUUUUGUCAAUUUACCAAAGCGUGAAAAGAUCCCUUUAAAAAUCAGUUGAACAAAGAGCAUUGUAUUUCAUGAUGAUAUUUCAUUUCUCACAUUUUCUGGUGAAAGAUUCUGCUUUGGCUUCAUUUUAAUUUUCUAUUUCUGUACCAUUUCUAUACCAAGUUACCUGUCGAUGUGCUGCCGCCAUGUGUUCGACACAAUAUUUAUGAAUAAUCCUUGAUUCAACCCUUUGCAUGCUGGAAAAAUUUGUUGUCUGCUAAAAUGUCGUCUGCUGAAUUUCUAAAAUUAGCAUUUUAUUCCUUUUUUUCAAAGAAUACUAUCAGACUAGCAAAUAGUUUGGAUCCUGAUGAGACGCAACGUUCUUUGGCGUCUCAUCUGGAUCCAAACUGUUUGCAAAGGCCUUCAAAAUUCGGUUCUAGCACUGAAAGGGUUUAAAUGUUUUGAAGUCCUAUAAACUUCAAAUCAAGAUAUGGGAUAAGCGGAAUCAGUACUAGUCUACAGUACUAAGAUUUUUAAUGGCUUUGAAAAAAAGACAACAAAUAUUCAUUUAAUUCAAAUUUAGAUCUAGAAAACAGUUCCUUUUCAGGUUAUUUUUUUAAUAAGAAUAUGAAAUAAACACUAUCAGGUUUCUUUUCUUCUAAUUUAACCUCAGCAGAUAUGUUUUCUUCCAAUUGAGUAGAUUGUAUGGAUGUUGUGAUGUUGUUUUUCUUAUAUUUUUACAAUCUAAAAUCAUUUUUAUAUCUGGUUCGAUGUUGUUUAAGACCAGAACUCUGUUGAUAUGAAAUGGAUGAUUUCCGACAAUUCAGGGCAAAUUAUGUUUGUAAAUAUACUGAACGUGUAGACUAGGUUAUUUUAAUUAAAGUUUUGAUGAUGUCAUAGGUGGACUAUGAUAUUAAUGACCUUGUACAUUGAAAGAUGUAUAUAAUAUAUUAUGAAAACAUUAAAAAAUAUUAGAAACCAA